Messenger RNA from Hermetia illucens (black soldier fly), 1787 nucleotides. RefSeq lists its product as uncharacterized. The record is from RefSeq and is a predicted model, not a curated record. The transcript is spliced from 3 exons. Lineage: Eukaryota; Metazoa; Arthropoda; Insecta; Diptera; Stratiomyidae. Bases 840 to 1751 code for a protein of 303 amino acids.
GAAGCUAUUUUUCUUCGUGGUAUUUUCCGGCUGGACAGAUAGGAAACGAGUUUUAAGGAAAAGUGUUUUAACGUCGCUAAGAAAUUUUUCUCGGAUCCUUCGGGCUUUGUAGAUCUGAGGGUCCGUGAUGAGUCGAUAGUGUUGAUAGGGAAUCUUCUCGUUGUCUAUAUCGAUAUCUCUGACUUUCUGAUAGAAUCCGGGAGGAAAGGUAAAGGUCAGAUUCCUAGAUCUUAUCCUAGAAUGCACGGAAUUCUUCUAUAGAUAUAGAGAUAAAUUCAAUCGGAUUGCGGAUUAAGAUUCUUGCAAGCUCAGUUUAGCUCAGUUCAAUCUUUUUCAAGUGGAUGUUUUCGAAUAUUUACGGCUUGAUCCUUUUGCUGGGAAAGUAUUACGGUUAGAGUACGACUCCGGGCGUUUUUGUUUUUCUGAUGAAUUUCUUCACGGGAGUGAUGUAAGGAUAUAGUGGCAAGUUGUGGGUUAAACUAAUCUCCUUAAGUAAAGUUUGUUGGCCUCCGUGAAGUAAUAUACACAACCAUCUGUUUGGCAGAGGUGGAAUGAUGAAACAAGUGGUCCGACGUGGAGCGUGAUAUGAUUUUUUUCUGAUUAACAAAAGUGUCCAAAAUAGAAAGGGAAAAUUAUUACGGUUCAGUAACAAGUGGUGUUGGUGUGCUUUCCUGAAGGAGUUCUAACGUGUGGUGUUUAGAGUGUUCCGAGAUUAAAAGCAAUUUGAAAUCAUUCUUGUGUGGUUAUCCAUGGAUGUGUUGAUUAUGGAAUAUUAGGUGGCGGGUUCGUAGAGGAUAUAUUUACUUAUCGCUGGAUAGUAGUGUAGAUUAAAGAUCACAAUGUCUGAGCCAACAGCACCACCGAUCACCUCACCACCGCGACGUUGCCAAGAUCAUCCAUGUCUUCCUCCAGGCUUUAUCCUGCCACAGUCAUCAGAGUCUUGUAAAAACACACCGAAUAUAGGGCGUAAGCUAGAACACUCCUUGCACCACAAUCUCUUCAAAUCGGGUAGUCACAGCGCGCACAAUUCACCAUUGCCGCACAGACGCCUCGACAAAUUGGAGGGUGUCAUUCGGGAUAAACCCUCGCCACUAACAGGUCGUCGUCAUAUCGAUUCCGAUGAUUGUAGUAGCUCAAUUGAGCCAUCACCCAUCUUUCCUCGAAAAUGCAAUACCACCAGCCUGGGAUGUUCAUGCCCCCACGGGAAUCACAUUGACCAAAAUAGCCCCAAUUGCAGUCGACGACAUACAGAUGGGUCUAACACGUUGAAAUCACCUGAAAAUGUGGCAGACUCUCCGAGGCGAAGAGUUGAGUCAGAUUGCAGUUGCAUGCGAAAAAGCCACCCGGGGAGAAGCAAUUUCAAAGCAGGACGACCGGAAUGUCAUUGCUCCGCAACCCCGAAAGCGAAACGCAAAGACUUGUUUAGUUCGCCUGCAAAAAGUGUUCUUGGUGAACCAGGUGUGUUUAGUUCACCUAUCCAUCGACCGACUGAACAUAGUAGUUACGCGGGUUUUGGUAGUCCUGCGAAAAGUGUAAUUGGAGAACCGGGAGUGUUUGCUUCGCCUGUGCGUAGUAUUUGUGCUAGUCCUAGUCCUUGUGAAGACAAACUUGCUGUAACAGAUGACGAUGUUGCUGAGCAACCACAACCUGAUCAAACAGUUGUUUCGGGUUGGUUGAAAUUUCGGGACAACAAACGGUGGAAAAUUCGAUGGGGUGUCGUCACAAAGCUAUCACCAGCUGCAGGUAAGUAAUAAAGGCCACAUUCCAGAAUAUAUUUUCAGUAAAUC